AUGGACGAUAUUAAUUUUAGUAAAAGACAGCUCAUUCUUAGCAUUGUUGCCGUAGCUUUGGUAGUUGUUAUCACCUUGGCUUUAAUCAUAGUCACUUCCAUUUUUUGGAUUCCUUUGCUUAUAAUCACCUCCCCUAUCCUCCUUAUUUUAGGUUUGUUGGUCAAAUUCACUAAUCUUGGUUCUCCCUUUUAAUAAGCCUACUACAAGGCAUAUGAUUGGGUUUUCUACAAGUCUGAAAGACCUAGAAAAUUCAUGUGGAGUCUCAUUUACAACACCAUGUGUUUACUUUAUCCCAGCACCUAAUGGAAGGCCAUGAAUUACGGAUAUUCUGUUUUGAGUGGAAAUGGUCAUCUUAUCUAAAACUUACAAGCUGAAGAUGAAGAUGAAAGAUUCUGUUUACAACUUUAUCACUACAUUGCUACCUAAUUUGGUUCAGUUAAGAACUUAAAUGGUUUGAGAGUUUUGGAAGUCGGUAGCGGCAGAGGUGGUGGUUUAAAUUACAUCUCAAGAUACUUAAAUCCUCAAGAAUGCUUUGGUGUUGAUUUCUCUGAAAAUUAAAUUAGAUUCUGCAGACACCACUAUUCCUAAAACAAAAAACUCUAAUUCUUCAAAGGAGAUAGCUAAGCCUUAGAUUAAAUUCCUGAAAUUUAAGAAAAUUCAUUUGAUGUAGCUAUCAAUGUUGAAAGUAGCCACUGUUAUGGAAAUUUCGACUAGUUCAUUUAAUAAAUAAAUAGAGCCUUAAAACCUGGUGGUUUCUUCUGUUUCACAGAUUUCCGUACUGAAUUAGAAUGUUAAUAACUCGAUACUUACUUCAAGUCCUUACCUUAUUUCUAAGUAAUUAAGAGUGAAGACAUCACAGUAAAUGUCCUUUAAAGCUUAAAAUAAGAUGAAAAGAGAAGAUCCAGUUUAAUUGAAGGAAAUGUUUCUAAGCUCUUAAAGCCCUUUUUUAGAAAGUUCAGUGGACUUAAAGGCACUAGAAUCUUUUAAGAAUUUGAAGAAAAGAAGACUUUAUAUGUUGCUUACAUUUUACAAAAGAAGCUUUGA
This is a messenger RNA of Tetrahymena thermophila SB210, 1044 nucleotides long. RefSeq names its product cyclopropane-fatty-acyl-phospholipid synthase. NCBI's taxonomy places the organism in Eukaryota, Ciliophora, Oligohymenophorea, Hymenostomatida, Tetrahymenidae. Gene Ontology annotation, cellular component: endoplasmic reticulum. Gene Ontology annotation, molecular function: sterol 24-C-methyltransferase activity. Gene Ontology annotation, biological process: sterol biosynthetic process. The transcript has 6 exons. The record is from RefSeq and is a predicted model, not a curated record.